Paralichthys olivaceus (Japanese flounder) is the source of this 10097-nucleotide messenger RNA. The record is from RefSeq and is a predicted model, not a curated record. Lineage: Eukaryota; Metazoa; Chordata; Actinopteri; Pleuronectiformes; Paralichthyidae.
UGUAUGUGCUAACUCUGGGGAAGUUCACUCCGCUCGCGCUGUUCUGUGUGAUCAUGGCUGCACUGGACCACACCAGCCAUGUUUGCUAAUUUAAAACCCAAAGGUUGGGGGGACAGUUGUUUAUUAUUUAUCGCCGUGGCGUCUUCAGACGUACUUGUGUAAAGACGAAGGUUCUCUGGAAGCGUCUGCGCCCCGGACAGCCCCGGACUGAAAGAUGGAGUCAAAUAAUCAUUUCAACUAUGGCACCCACUCCUCAGCAAACUCAGGACUGAAACGCUCCUCAGGGGAUUCUCUUUAUACUAACGGGUCCUCCAUGAGUUUUCCUCAGCAGGGAAAGAAUAUGAAUGGUGAGAUUAAUGUGAAUGGCACCACUACUGUACUCGGGUCUGGUGUGCCUAGUUCCCACCCACCAUCAGCUCCUUACCCACACAUGAGCAACCACCACCAGAGCAGCAUGGCCUUUGACUACCUGUGGGGGGGGCACCCUCAGUAUGGUCCAGCCAUGGGCUCAUCUCCAGGGCAGGGGAUGCAUCAGAAGCAGCCUGCACCUGGGAUGACGCAGCCUCAGUCACAGCACCACUUCCAGGGUCAUGGACAGUACCAACUGAACGGGGGUAUUGAAAGCUCCCACCAACCCCCUGUGCCAGGCCCGCCAAACAUGCCCCUAACUGGGAGUCAGUACUGGAACAGGAGUAACCCUGGCCCACAGCAGAUAGGUUAUAAUUCUCACAGUAUGUAUGGGACCUAUCAGAGUCCGGCCCAUCCCGGGAUUACACCGUCACAGCAUCACCAGCAGCAGUCCUUACAGCCUCCCCCACAUCAACCAUCACAGCAGCACCUCCACUCUCACCCACACCAACACCACCAGCAGCACCAGCAACCGCAGCAUUAUGGCCUGAUGCCCAAUGGGAUGCCCUACUACCAGCAUCAGCACCAGACCCUACCAUCUCCUCAGCCGCUGCAGUCGCAGCCUCAAGGCCCAGCUCAGCUGAAGCCCCCAGCAGCCCAGAACUUUACGCCUCCACGCGGCAGCCCGCAGCACCACAGUUUAGGCAGAGCAGGAACUGGCAGCCCUCUCCCUGUGGGAAUGACCUCUGCAACAAUAAUAUCACCAUCAACAGUGCAGGACAGUGGAUCACCCAAGAGCCACAACAGGGAUAGCAGCAUGGGAAUGUCGUCUGUCAUGCAAGGGCAUACAAGGGAAACCAUCAAGGACGUAGACACAAGCUAUAAUGGCAGUGAAAGAGCACCUGUUGCUCAGAGGCUUUCCAAAGCUGACAGUUACCAAUCCAAACCCUCUGCCACUCUUGUGGGACCUACAAGUGAUUAUCGACAGAACUCAGAGAUGGCUUCUCCUAUCCGAGACGCAGCCCCUAAUCCACCUCCCCAGUGUGUGUCGUCUCAGCUUUCCACAGCUCCAUCCCCUCCAGCUGUGUCAGCAUCACUAACAAAGUCCUCUUCAGCUCCUCCUGUCUCUGGAUCUCCAAAAUCUGCGCCUGGGCCUCCAAAUGUUUCAUUCCCUGAUGUAGAAUCUACUCCACCACAGAUUUUAGCAUCUCCCACUGUGUCCUCUGUGCAAGGCAUUAGACCCCUUACUUCUGGUCAGACUGAAAUGGGCCCCGCUGGAUCCAAGCAUCUGUCAGCAGGGUCCUCUUCCUCCUCCCUGCCAACGUCACCUCUGAAGUUGACUACACCUUCAGGUUCGACAACUAUAGAGCCCAGACCUACCACAGCUUCCUCUGUUCCUCCUGUCUCUUCCUCUUCAUUGGAGUCUGUGUCUCAUCAGUCAAACUUGUCUCCUAAAGCUUCUGUUCCUAGUGCGGCUGUCACCUCAGCAGAAACAGUGUCCACGUCUUUCUCGGUGUCUGCGCCCAUCUCGUCUCUUCAGCAAAUGGUUCAAAGUUCCAGCCUGUCUUGCUUUCCCGAUAAAUCUGGAGCGCAGCAUGAAAUGCCAGGACCCCCAAAAUUGAUUACUGCCACUUCAUCUGCAGGUGUGAAAUAUUCAUCAGCUGGUCUGGUUCCACCUCUCGUGUCAAUAUCAGGAGCUUUGACGUCAGCACCAUCUAACUCUUGUUUAUCAACAUCUGCAUCUCCUGGCUCUGUAUCAAUUAUGCCUUCAGUUGUCAAUGAACCUUGUGAACCACCUCUCACACCCCAUCACCAGACACGCACUCCUCCAGCUAUCAACACUGGUCUUUCCACUGCCUCUGCAGCAGCACCGUCACCACCAGGAGAGGGGAAUUCACCUUCCCUGUCAGCUCAUGAAGGUCCUACAGUCAAACCUCUGUCUACCCUACCUCUUCUAACCACUCAAGCCUCCAGGACUGCACCUAUGUCCGCCCCUCCUGCCUUGGUGUCUUUGCCUUCUGCAAUGGGUACGUCUUCAGGAGUGGUCCAAAGUUAUGACUCUGAGCAGCAUCCACCUAAUACCACUCCUCCUCCUGCACUGAAGCACCAUGGUCAUAGUGAGGAUAGGAAGGUGUUCAGUAAAAAAAGAAAUGGAAAACCAGAGGAACACCUCCCCCAGCUUGAUUCAACCACGAGGACACCUCAGAAGGUGGAAGCGCCUGAUAUUAAUACAUCUGAAAUUUUCUCUCAUAAAUCCCACACUGAUCUUCCGAGGAAGUCUUUGCAGACCACAGUUGCUUCUGAUCAAAUGGCCAAGAAUAAACAGAAGGACUAUGAAAAACACCAAAUGCAAAGCAGUGUCAGCGAAACAGAGGACUCCACGAUGGAGCAAACUCAACCCAGAAAGUCACCACAGCAUCACAGCAUGAGGGUAGAACAUCUGACUGAAGACAGUUUGGAUAACUCUUCACAUGCUGCUUCUCAAUUUGAUAACAGUUCAACAUGUGACACCCCUUCAAGACUCGAAGUCAGCUCUGUCUUUGAAAAGUCGUCUAUUUUUGAUGGUGACAGCUUGUGCACAGAUGACUCUGCUAACUUUGGCAACAGCUCGUACCUGAGAAAGGACACUUGUCAGUUUGACAGCACCUCAAAUGCCGAAGGGGAACCAUCGACUGCGUAUGACAGCACUAGAGACAGCAGCUUCUCCAUGGAAGACUCCAGAGAUAACAUGUUGGACUCCACUAGAGACGAGGAAACCUCUGAGGCAGAAGAGACCAAAAACACUUCCCAAAUCCCCGGAGAAUCCAUGUUGGAGUCUUCUCUAAACAGCUCUGCACAGAUAGACGAGACCUCUGUCGACUCAACUGAUGGGUCCAAGCCACGCUUAUUAGUGCCGUCUCAGAGUGGUCGUCAAGGGCCUGAAGCUGAGUGGGAGCCCAGAGGACAUCAUACACCCGACUUAGCUGGACGGAUAAGCGUGAAGACCACUGUUAACGAUUCAGUGACUCUGCCAAAUUUCAACAUGAGAGAUGAGAACUUCAUCGCCUUCAGUACGCCAGUAAAGAGCCCUGCUGUGCACCCACUUCAACCAGUAACUGAUCAGAUGAUGUCAGCUCCCGAAGGACAUCUGACAACCCCAGGAAAACCACGCAAACCUCGAACUCCAAAGGCAAUAUGGAUUAAAACCCCAGUUCCUGAGGGGGCCCAGCGAAAGCCUCGGGCUCGAACUCCUAAGGUGGAGAAACUCAAGACCGGUGAAGAAGUUGGGGCAGCCACAAGCAGGAAGAGGAAGAAGUCCCUCAAAGUGGAUGUAAAAGAAACAUCAGAUGUAUCUGGAGAGGCUGGGCCUCCUACUGAUGAGCUUGAUUCAAUCACAGCCACCAUUGAAGCUGUUCUGGCCAAUGCUUCAGCCAUUAACACAACAGCCGUGAAACUCAAGAAGGCGAAAAGGGUUAAAAAACAAGACCAAGAGGGAACCGUGGGGAAAACACCCAAACACGAUGCCGGAACUGCUGCUGAUGAAAAUGAUGAUGACAGUUCAACUGCAGGAGAAUCAAACAGAAGGAGAGUUGCAACAGAGGAGCAGGUCCAGUUUCCAUUGUCUCAUGGGUGGAAGAGGGAGAUUCGAGUGAAGAAAAUGGAGAAUCGCAUGAAGGGGGAAACCUGGUACUACACACCUUGUGGAAGAAGGAUGAAGCAGUUCCCUGAAAUAAUCAAGUACUUGAAGAGACGCACGGACAGCGUGGUCUCCAGAGAACACUUCAGCUUUAGCCCACGCAUGCCUAUCGGAGACUUCUACGAAGAGAGAGAAACUCCUGAGGGUGUGAAGUGGGUCCUCUUGGCGAAUGAGGAAGUUCCUUCCAUGAUCAUGGCCAUCACCGGCCGGCGAGGUCGACCUCCAAACCCAGAUAAAGAGAAACCUCGCAGAGCUCGUGGCCUGAAGGGAGGGCAGACCCGCCGACCCGGUAGACCUCCCAAACCCAAGAUGAUCGACCUCCUUAGCAAAGUUGAUGCCAAGCUGUUGAAUCGACUUGAAGCUAAGGAAGCUCUUACGGAGGAGGAAAAGGAGAAACUUGCAAAAAUCAAAAAGAAAAUGAAGAAAAAGGUUUGUAAUCCAGACUUAAAAUUGUGUCCGUUCUGCUGUUAAGAUCUCAUACUGACUUUGCUGCUGCUGUUCAUAUUUUAGGCAAGAAUGAAGAGAAGGCAGGAUGCUAAGAUUAAGAAGAUAAAAGAUGAAAAAAAGAAAGCCAAGCUUGAGCAAAAGGGCCUGGAGCUGAAGGCUGAAUCAACCGACCCAGCGGCCCCACAGGUCGCACAGCCCUCAGAGUCUGCACCAGAGCCCAAGAAGCCAGGCCGCAGAAGAUCAGCCAAGGUUGUGGCUCCUCCACCAGUACGGCAGACAGACGAGGAAAGAAUAGCCCAGGGUAAGAGGGUUCUGGGUGCUCGGAGUAAAGCAAAGGCUCUGGCUAAAGCUCAGGCAGAGGCGGAGGCUGCAGCUCAAGCUGCUCUGUCAGCUAAGAGGGCAGCAGAGAGGAGAGUGCAGGCCCAGAGGCGUCUGGAGGAACGAAAGAGGCAGCAGUUGAUUGCAGAUGAGCUGAAGAAGCCCACAGAGGACAUGUGUCUUACUGACCACAAACCCCUGCCAGAGCUGUCCCGUAUUCCUGGUGUGGUUCUCUCUGGCACAGCCUUUGCACACUGCCUGGCUGUGGUUGAGUUUCUCCAUGGUUAUGGAAAACUGAUCGGCCUCAAUAUACCCAAGGACAUUCCCAGCCUCGCUACCCUACAGGAAGGCCUCCUGGGCCUGGGCGACAGCCAAGGAGAAGUCCAAGACCUACUGAUAAAGCUGAUGGAGGCUGCACUCCAUGACCCAGGCCUGCCGUCAUAUUAUCAGUCUGUAAAGAUCCUUGGGGACAAGCUGGUGGAGUUAGAGCUGACCCGCAGCACGGUUUCAGAAGUUCUUCGUAUCUUUUUGGAAUCUCAUGGUUAUGAGACGGAGGUGUGCAACACGCUGAGGACCAAAACAUUUCACGCCCUCCCCCCUGAUACCAAGGCAGCCAUCCUGGGCUUCGUGGUGGAAGAGCUUAACAGCAGCAACAUUGUGACGAGUGACAUUGACAACACUUUGGAAAACAUGGCAACCUACAGGAAGAACAAGUGGAUCAUUGAGGGGAAAUUACGCAAACUGAAGGUAGCACUCGCGCGUCGUACAGGACGCUCAGAGGAAGAGCUGUGUUUUGAGGAGAGGCGCCGCAGUGCCAGGGUGGCUGAGGAAGAGAACCUCUCUCUGGAGGAGAGCGGGGUGGUACUAGAGAGAAGCAACCGCCGCGCACGCAAAGAAGAACCAAAACUCAGCGAUAGUGAGAGUCCAACCAAUGCCAGCAUUCCAGAGCUUGAGAGGCAGAUCGAUAAGCUGACCAAGCGCCAAGCAUUUUUCCGUAAAAAGCUGCUACAAACGUCUCAUUCCAUGCGGGCCAUUUUGCUGGGUCAGGACCGGUACAGGCGCAGAUACUUGGCUUUGCCUCACCUCGGAGGAGUUCUAGUAGAGGGACCAGAGGAGCUCUUGACUUCUGGAGAUGUCCUUGUAGCUGAGGUGCCUGUCACCUUCUUAAAAAAGGAGCCCAAAGUUGAAGAGACCCCUAUGCCUACCACAUCUCCUGCUACUCUACCCUCUUCUCCUUCCUCUGCUACCCCCGCCCCAAACCAGACCUUGUCUCCAGAGGAGGACCCCCUUCCAGGCACUGCAUCUCUCAUGAGCAGGCCAAGAGGACGUGGUCGCCCCCGAAAAAUCAAACCGGAAGUUGAGCUUCACCUCCGCACAGCGAAGAUCCGCCGCCGGCGUCGAAGUAGCAUCAGGUCUGGUGGCGAAGAAGGGCCAGGAUCACCGAACAGUGGCACACAAGACCUCACACAAGCUGCUUUCCAGAACUGGCUCAGCCAAUCACAGGAAACGAUGACCAACGGCACAUGCGCAGCAUCAGGAGAAGCUCCAGACGAAACCCAACCAGAGGAGAGUGUGAAGGAGAUGGCAGAGAAACAGGGACAGUGGUUCAAUCUGCUCCCCAAACAGCCGUGUGAUAAUCUCUCUCUCACUGAGCCCCAGCUGCCCACUUCACCUACUUCACCUCCUAAACUCCUCCCUCAGAUUCCGAGUACUCUGCCUGCACUCGCUGCUCCACUCAUGCAGCCGGACCCACUCUUGCCUGACUUGGCUCCUGCUGACCCUGUGACCUCAGCAACACCACAGGAAAUCCCCCCUACAACCCUUACCUCUGCACAUCCUGACACUGCCCCACCACCACUCCCUCAGCUCCUUCCAGCUCCCAUUCCUCCUUCUCUCAUUUCUCCUGCUGCCCCUUCCACUCCCACCACCCCUGCCAGGCCAGGUCGCAGGCGGAGGAGAGGCAGCAGAGGCAGCAGUCCUGCCCGCAGAGGGCCACGAGGAGCUGCAGCCAAACGUCGUGGCCGCCCUCCCAACUCUGUGUUCCAGGAGCUGGAGCAACAGUACUUCACACAGCUUGUGGUCAAACCCAUUCCAGCAUCAAUGGUGCGUGGCUGGUGGUGGAUCAAGGAGCCAGAGGAACUGUUAAACACCUUACAGGCCCUUCACCCAAGAGGCAUCAGGGAAAAGGUCCUCCAUAAACAUUUGGCCAAACAUAUAGAGAGCUUAACUGAAAUGUGCACCAAAUCUAUUACCGACCCAAUAUUUGAGUUGAAGGUAGAGGAGAAAGGUGUGCUCAUGGAGGUUCUGCAGCACCCGCUGCAAGUGCAGGAGAAGGCUAUGGAGACUGACGUCAUCGCCCUGCAGUGGGUGGAGGACCUAGAGCAGCGAGUCAUUGCUGCUGACCUCCAUCUGAAGGCACCUCCUCAGAGCGCAGUGAAUGAAACUGAAUCUAACACAGAGACACCGAUAAUAGAAUUCCAGCCCUACACAAUCCCAGAUCCAGACUCCACACGGGAUGAUCUCCAGUACUACGAACAUGACGCAGACCCACGUGAUGACUGGAUUGUACGAACCAAGAAGGAGUGGUCUGGCCUGCCUCGCAUCGCCACACACCCUCUGGACCUGGCCGUGCUGCGCCUGUCUAACCUUGAGCGAAACAUCGAGAGACGCUACCUGAAGGAGCCCCUGUGGAACCCAUCUGAAGUGAUGCGCCUCGCUCCUCUCACGCCUACACCAGGGGAAGAGCAUCCCAUGGAUGUCAUUAGUCUGGAAAGUGAAAUCACCUCUCGACUACGAACAUGGCGGCAGGCUCUAGAUCGCUGUCGCAGUGCUCCACAGAUUUGUCUGUGUUUGCUCCAGCUGGAGAAGGCCAUUGCUUGGGAGAGAUCUGUGACUAAAGUGAAUUGUCAGGUUUGCAGGAAGGGAGAUAAUGAUGAGUGCCUGUUGCUGUGUGAUGGCUGUGAUCGUGGCUGCCACAUGUACUGCCUGAAGCCCAAAAUCACUCAGGUGCCAGAGGGAGACUGGUUUUGUCCCACCUGUGUUGCCAGGGAGGAAGAUGAAUCAGAGCGCUUGACGAAAACCAGGUUCAGGGUGAAAAAGAGAAGAUAUGAAGAUGAAAGCUCUGAAGAUGAAACCACAACACGACGUAGUUCUGGGAUGGCAACACGGAACAAGGAGACCGUGGCACCGACUUCGUCCUCGCGUUACUCUGGAGAAGGAGGUGGCACUAAACGCCGCCGGAUGACAACCCGCAACCAGCCUGACCUCACCUUCUGCGAGAUCAUUCUGAUGGAGAUGGAGGCUCAUGCAGAAGCCUGGCCGUUCCUUGAACCCGUCAACCCCCGACUGGUGCCAGGCUACCGUCGCAUCGUCAAGAACCCGAUGGACUUCCUCACCAUGAGAGAGAAACUGCUACAGGGAGGGUACUGCAGCUGUGAGGAGUUUGCGGCAGAUGCUCAGUUGGUCUUCAACAACUGUGAGCUUUUCAACGAGGACACAUCAGAGGUGGGAAUGGCCGGACACUCCAUGAGACGCUUUUUUGAGAGCCGCUGGGCGGAGUUCUACUCAAAUAAGGACAAAUAGGAGCCUGCGACGUUCUCCCUGAUGGUGGGGCUGUAGACUGUUGGUGCUCUCACUGUCCCAGUCACACUCUCCGUGUUACUGCUAAGACUGUCUGGAGGUUCUUCCAGCCGUGUGUAUUCUCUCAUGUAUAAGUAUAUAUGUAUAGAUUUUGGCUAUUGUCUGUUAUUGUUUCCUCUACAGGCCGACUCUUUUCCAGGCCCACAGCUGAACUGGCUUGAACUCGUAGCCAUUCCCCAUCAAAGAGAGUGAGAACACGUCUCUCUUCACUUUUCCUUCCUCCUUAACAUUUCUCCUCAUCGUCACCACAGCACCUCAUCCUCAUUCUCCUGUCAUGUCCUUUAACAAACACCGUGUCGUAGCGAGGCCAAUUCAAUCGCUGCUGCGGGUGAUGACACGUCUCAGGCCCUGAGUAUUUUGACUCUCCGACUCGUACUGAAGGUCAGGGACUGAUCACACUAUUGUAGCUGAACGGCUGCUCACUGGACCUGCUUAGCAUCGCUCAACGACAAAAUGGAUCAAAACUCUUCACAGAGCUUGCACCAUUUCUUACCUGUUCAAUGGAAAUUUAAUGUAACGUGGUCUUAUGCCUAGAAGUAAUUUUUUGCUCAAUAUAUUUUUAUUAUAUAUUCUAUAUAUAAAUAUAUAUAAAGAUUACAAUAGCUGGGAUUAUUUAAUAGCAAUAGCUUGUAGUGAACGUGUACAGAUUACCUUAUAGAGAUGUCUAGACGAUUUAUGAAAAAGGCCAGUUAAACUAAAAGGAAUCUGUUCUUGGACUGUCACAAGUAGACGUUGUAUAACCUCCACUUAAAGUCUUGCACGCACACAUACACACUGUUCACCAACACACACAUGCACAACACACACAUGAUUUCACACACACAUUACCCACCUUCUGCUGCUGUGUGAAAGACACUGGUUUCUGAAACUGGAGGACUUUUAAUGUUGGUCGGUCAGUGGGGACUGAGACGCAUUUCACUGUCCCUUGUGUUAAGAGUAGAUAAUCAGUGUGUUGCAUCAGACCUGUGUCACCACUCGGAGGAUGCUACUGACGUUUUAGCACCUGCUGAAUAGUCUGAUUAGAGAACACAGCUCACACUGAAAUGUUGCUCUUACUUAAUGUAAAAUUCCCUCAAGAUAAGACGAUGUUUGCAGCUUCAAAACUACAACUGAGCGACCAGGUGAAAACUUCUGAAGGUGGUUUUAUGUGAGGUUAAAAAUCCUCAUUUUAAAGACUAGAAUUUCAAAUGAGCUCUGAUAAUGAAGCAUUGGGCAACUGCCCAGUUUUCUGACUUGCAUUCCUUUUCAUGGUUUUGUUAUGGUUUUGUUUUUGCUGUACAAGGGCCAAUGUACAAUGUUGUGCGGCAUGGGUGGUGUUCUAUGAAGGCGACAGGAUGACUCCACAGUCCAGGUUUUAUUUAAACUUGUUUCUUACACUGAACUCAAAUCCGUUGAUAGGAAAUAAACUUUGCUGUUCCUUAUUUCACUUAAAGGGACGAGACGUUUUUUUCAAAAAAGAAAAAAAAAAAGACAUGACAACCAAAUGUGGUGUUAAGUGAAUUUUUAAUAAUGUACAGUUUUGGUGACUUUAAAUUUUGUUCCUUUAUAUUUUUAGGACCAAUUCAUCAUUUUUAAGAGGAGGUAUUACAAGACUCUGUUGUAUUAAGGUGAUGUAACACGUGUGCAUCUGUAGAAUGUACUGUGAGUUGAAUAAAAACCACACCUAGUA